This is a messenger RNA of Lagenorhynchus albirostris (white-beaked dolphin), 3659 nucleotides long. It is a transcript of the gene YAE1, whose product is annotated as YAE1 maturation factor of ABCE1. The coding region runs from base 67 to 747 and encodes 226 amino acids. The transcript is spliced from 3 exons. The record is from RefSeq and is a predicted model, not a curated record. Lineage: Eukaryota; Metazoa; Chordata; Mammalia; Artiodactyla; Delphinidae.
CCGCCCUGCGGACCGGAAGGAAUUGCCGGCAUUUCCGGCGCCGGCGCUUCUGAGGUUUCCUCAGUGAUGUCGUGGUUACGAGCCGCUUCCUUGGUCCAGGGUCCUGGAGAGGAGAGGGACGUUUUUGACGAGGAAGCUGACGAGUCGGUCCUGGUGCAGCGGGAAUGGCGGAACCACAUGCAGAGACGAGUCAAAGAAGGCUAUAGAGAUGGAAUAGAAGCAGGCAAAACAGUUACUCUUCAACAAGGUUUCAAUCAAGGUUAUAAGGAAGGUGCAGAAGUCAUUAUGAACUAUGGACAACUCAGAGGAACACUGAGUGCUUUGCUCUCCUGGUGUCACCUUCAUGAUAAUAGUUCGGCUUUGAUCAGUAAAAUAAAUAAUCUUCUGGAUGCAGUUGGCCAGUGUGAAGAGUAUGUGCUCAGACAUCUGAAAUCAAUCACUCCACAGCCCCAUGUUGUAGAUUUAUUGGACUCCAUUCAGGAUAUGGACCUUUGUCAUAUAGCUCCAGCUGAGGAAAAGAUUGAUGAAGCUAAAGAUGAAAGAUUCUAUGAAAAUAAUGCUGAGUUUAACAAAAACUGUAGCAAGAAUCUUAGUGGGGUAGAUUGUUCAUCUUUAAAAUAUUGUAGAACACAGGAGCGUGCACAUUCCGAAAACCUAAGCCUCACUUGGAUUUUAGAACAGACAGCCAGUUUGGUAAAACAGCUGGGAGUAUCAGUAGACAUAUUACAGCACCUCAAACAACUAUAAAAAUUAUCUUCACUUUAAUAUUGAAAAUAAUAUUCAGAACAUUCUUAGAAUAUUUUGUUUCUGAACAAGCUAACCAAAAUUUGUACUGGUUUCUACAUUGAACACUUCACUUGUGUGAAGGAUAACCAUGAAGGUUAUCCUUCAUGGAAGUUUGAAAUGUCUUCAAAAUUAACACUAUUUAAUAUAAGCCUACUUUCUUUGUCACUGGUAAUUUUUAUGUGGUUUAAGAUAUGCUCGGAAAUUCUAGUUGUCAUCAUUUUCAAAUUUCUGAUCAAAAUCAAGCAUUUUUGAACUCAUUAUUAGCAGAAAUGAACAAGAAUCAGACUACAGUUAACCCUUGAACAACACAGGUGUUGGGGUACCCACCCACCAUGCAGUUAAAAAUCCACAUAUUACUUAUAGCUGGCCCUCCAUACCUGCAGUUGCGAGUCUCAGAUUCAACCAAUCUCAGGUCGUACGGUACUGUAGUAUUUACUACUGAAAAAAUAUCCAAGUAUAAGUGGACCCUAAGAGUUCAAACUCUUGCGGUUCAAGCAUCAAAUGUUAUUUUGUAAGGUCUUAGCCCUACCUUCUGCUCUUAUCACAUUGUCUUGUGAUUAGGACCUCACAUUGUAAUCGGACCAAAGUUACAAAAAAUUACCUAAUGGCUAAAGUUGUAAAUAGACACACAUAGAUAUAUAUAGAUAUGUAGACAUAUAUAUAUUGAAAUUAAGAGGCUAAUAAGUGUAAAGCUGAAAAAAAUGUUUAUACUGAUAGUUAAAACAAAAUACUAAAGUUUGUUUUAGUUUUUUUUUGAGGUAUAAUUGAUUUAUAAUGUUUCAGGUAUACAGCAAAGUGAUUCAGUUAUACAUUUUUUUCAGAUUUUUUUCCAUUAUAGGUUAUUACAAAAUAUUGAAUAUAGUUCCCUGUGCUAUAUAGUAGGUCCUUUUUGUUUAUUUUAUAUAUAGUAAUGUGUAUAUGUUAAUCCUAAACUUCUAAUUUAUCCCCACCUCCUUUCCCUUUUGGUAACUGUAAGUUUGUUUUCUAUGUCUAUUUCUGUUUUGUAAAUAAGUUCAUUUGUAUCAUUUUUUAGAUUCUACAUAGAAGUGAUAUCAUACCAUAUUUGUUAAAGUUUGUUUCAGUUUUGUGUUUAUUAAAAGUAAGGACACAGUUCCAUGAAAAAUACAGAAAAUACAUUUCAUGCUAAAGUACUUACUUAGCUUAUCCAAGUUUUGAGUUAGUAGUGUUACCUGACAGUGUACCAGAUUAUUCCUAAACUGCAGUUUUGCUUCAUAUUUAUUUAGGAAUAAAACAUUGAAGCCACUGACUUCUGUAUUAUCUUGUAGCAAUAUUCUUAGUCUAGCAUAGACAAAAUGAGAUUCAAACUUAUGCACCAGGACCUAAACAUAUAAAAUCAGGAAAGGAUUUUUUCAUCACUUUUUUGCCUGAAACACAAAUUUAUGUAACAUGCCUGACUUCAGAGGCACCCAAAUAAUUGCCUCUCAUUGAUAGCCAUAAUUUAUAUCUGCCAUCUACUGUAAAAGACUGAUACCCUGAGAAAAUCUUAUCUGAUAAAAGAGGUGUUUCAAGAGAUUAAGAAAAUGUACUGCUGUGAUCUUACAACCUCCACAGGGUUCACAGGACAUUAUGAAAUUGAAGCAACAAAUUUGAAAUUAAAAGACCAUAAACUAUGUCAGGAUUUACUAAAACAUGCUGAAGAUAUCAAGUGACAUUUGACAGAUGGUUUUUAAAAAAAGUGAUUGGGGCUUCCCUGGUGGCGCAGUGGUUGAGAGUCCACCUGCCGAUGCAGGGGACACGGGUUCGUGCCCCGGUCCAGGAAGAUCCCACAUGCCGCAGAGCAGCUGGGCCUGUGAGCCAUGGCCGCUGAGCCUGCGCAUCAGGAGCCUGUGCUCCGCAACAGGAGAGGCCACAGCGAUGAGAGGCCCGCGUACUGCAAAAACAAAAACAAACAAAAAAAAAGUGAUUGUAUCUCUCUAGAUGUAAACACUAUUUCAGAGAUUUACUGAUUUGUCUUGUUAUGUAGAUACUUUUUCCACAUUUAUGAAUGCAGCAAAAAUCUCAAAUCCACAUGGAAUAUUAUAAGCAGUCUCUGAAGUCUUCAUGUUGCUCUGCUGCAUAUUAGAUAUGAAAUAUACACAUCUUUAAUAAUACAUCUCAAGGAAGUCACCCUGAGUAAAAAUUUCAUGAGUGCAGCAAAUCUGGAGAUUUUAUCUGGGCUCACCCUGACAGAAUUUCCUGAAGAUAACACCCUUUGCCACCAUUGAAAAUAGAUUGUUUUUGUGUAGAUGUUCGUAGAAAAGGAACUCAAGAGAAUUAGCUGAGUUGAAUGAAGCUGUUGGGUUGAAAACAUCUCUUAAGCUUACAUUGCCUUUUAAAAAAACACAGAAGUUCCUGGACUGCAGAGGAAAAUUAAUGGAAUGCUCAUUAUACCUGUGUUUCAUGAACCUCUGUAUUAGAACCACAAGAGUGAAGGAAAGAAACCUUGCCUUGUGUCUUUUACCUUGCCUCGUGUGUUCUAGGCCUGCCAGUGUUGCCAUGAAAAGACCCUAGAUGAAGAUAAAUGUAAAGCAAGACUGCCCCGGAGCAGACACAGCAGAGUUUCAAGACCCAGGACCUAGACAUUAGGCUUAGAUGAUGUGGCUUCCUUAAAAACAGAAUUUUCACCUUGAGUAAGUUACUUCUAGAUACUGACAUAUGUGGGGUUUUUUUAUUUGUUGUUGUUUUUUAAGCCCACAAUACUAUGCUUUUCUGGCAUUUCAGUUGCUAGAGGUAUUGAGGCCACCAAAAUUUUUGUGAUAAACAAGCAGAAGUGGGCAGCUGAAUUCACCUACCUGCAUCCUUACCUCAUUUAUAUCCUUAGCACUGCUUAUUAACUGCUUUUGUGGUACACCAAAAUAAAAGCCUUGAACCAA